AUGAAUUCUAAACUCUUAGCCUUGAGCUCAAAGAUCAUUUUUAGGAAUCCAAGUAGAAUGUUUGCUGCUUCUUCCGCAAAAUUCACCAAAGUCAAUGAUGAAGGGUUUCCCGAUCCUUUGGAUUUAGCUACCGGUAUUGAAAAGAAAGAAAUGCUCUUGCGUCUAGCUGGAAACGAUGAUCCAUACAAUUUGAAAGCUAUAAAGCGUGGCGUGGGUACCUGUGAUAAACCCACUUUAGUUCCAUCUGCUUUUGAAGCAAGAAUUAUUGGCUGUGUCUGUGAAGAAGACGCAUCUCAUGUCAAAUGGAUGUGGCUAUAUUCUGGAGAACCAAAACGUUGUUAUUGUGGACAUUGGUAUAAAUUAGAAUUCAAGGAAGCACUUGUAUGA
Molecule: messenger RNA, 387 nt
Organism: Macrosiphum euphorbiae (potato aphid)
Lineage: Eukaryota; Metazoa; Arthropoda; Insecta; Hemiptera; Aphididae
Source: the annotation of a GenBank genome assembly